Tribolium castaneum (red flour beetle) is the source of this 1466-nucleotide messenger RNA. RefSeq names its product solute carrier family 2, facilitated glucose transporter member 1-like. The record is from RefSeq and is a predicted model, not a curated record. NCBI's taxonomy places the organism in Eukaryota, Metazoa, Arthropoda, Insecta, Coleoptera, Tenebrionidae. The coding region runs from base 13 to 1428 and encodes 471 amino acids. Gene Ontology annotation, molecular function: hexose transmembrane transporter activity. The transcript has 6 exons. Gene Ontology annotation, biological process: monosaccharide transmembrane transport. Gene Ontology annotation, cellular component: membrane.
AGUGACAUCGAAAUGGAAAGUCUUGUUAAAUUUCUUUUUUGUGUGGUAACAAUUGCAGGUUCGGGUUUUGUUUACGGCUUCCACACAGGUUUCCUCAAUAUUCUCUCAGCGACACUGAUGCAAUGGUAUGACGACGUUUCAGACGAGCGGCUCGAUACAAAGCAAAUUAAGGAGCCCUUAAACCUGGGAGCUAUUCACGCUUGGGUCACAAUUUCCUUUUCGAUUGGAGGCGUGAUCGGAGCUGCCCUUAUAUGGCCCUUCGCCACUUACCUCGGCCGAAAACUAUCUCUUUUCUGCAGUAACUUAAUAGUGGUGUUUGCGCUUAUCAUCGUGAGUUUUGUCAGUCCUUCAAGCACUUUCGAAUUGCUGAUUUUCGGAAGAGUCCUUCUGGGUGUGUCGGCCGGAAUUAACAGUGGAAUAGGACCAAUGUACUUGGUCGAAAUCUCGCCUCACUGCCUGCGAGGCUUUGCCGGGAGUUGUUAUUACCUGAUUGUGGCUUUAUCAAUUUUCAUGGCUUAUGUUUUCACCCAUCCUACGAUAAUGGGGGAAAUCGAGACGUGGUCUUAUGUUUUUGUCGUGUCGGGAUGCCCGAUUAUAAUUCAGUCUAUAAUGCUUAUAUUUUGUCCCGAAAGCCCCAAAUACCUCAUGUUCGAUAAAGGGGAUGAGGAUAGAGCCGAGGACGCGGUAGCGGACAUUGAAGGGGAAGAAAUCGACGAAGAAAUGGACGAUUUGAGGGAAGAAAUGGCCCUUUUGGACGAAAUUGGACCAGUGACAAUAGAACGGCUGUUCAAAGAUGAGACUUUGAGGAACCCUUUAAUAAUCUCGGCUGUCGUCAUGUUGGGACAACAAAUGACAGGAGUUACCUGUUUGUUGUACUUUUCGUGCGUAAUUUUCGAACACCUGGGCUUCGACGAUUUCAAAGCCAACGCAAUGGCUCUAGGUCUAGCUUUCGUGAACUGGUUUUGCGCCCUUGUGUGCGUAUUUGCGGUGGACAAAGUGGGCCGCAAGCCUCUAUUGCUGGCUAGUUAUUUCGGUAUGGUGCUAACAGUGUUUUGUUUUACUCUCACGAUGAUUCUAAUGUCAAUUUCAGUGCGACCUAAUCAAGCCAUUGACACAAUCGCCGUCGUUCUGAUUUAUCUAUAUGUGAUGUUUUUUGCGCUUGGCGCUGGUACCAUUGGGUGGUUCUUUACGGCAGAAAUUUCGAACCAUUUCGCCAGACCCAUCACCGUUUCUAUGACGGUGAUGUUGUACUGGAUCGUCCAACUUAUUUUUGUUGGGUGCUUUUUACCUUUUUGGUUCAUGAUUCACACUUAUACGUUUUUGUUUUACAUUAUAUUCGAUAUUGCGACAGUUGCUUUUCUCUUACUAACGCUAAGGGAAACCGCAAUGGUGCCUAGUGUCGAUAUCACGGAAAUGUUUUAUGAUUAAACUUUUCGCCGAUGUCACUUUUGAAAAUAAAUUUUUUA